Lentinula edodes (shiitake mushroom) is the source of this 699-nucleotide messenger RNA. RefSeq lists its product as uncharacterized. The coding region runs from base 1 to 699 and encodes 232 amino acids. The transcript has 8 exons. Lineage: Eukaryota; Fungi; Basidiomycota; Agaricomycetes; Agaricales; Omphalotaceae. The record is from RefSeq and is a predicted model, not a curated record.
AUGCACACAACCUUUGGAAAGUUCAUCGCCUCUGUCUGCGUCGUUGCAGGCCUGGUCUCUCACGCUGCUGCUGAUACGUGGGGACCCGCAUUCUCCUUGGGUCCAACAAAGGGAGCAGUCAUCGGAACCACCACUACGUUCAUCCCCGGAACCCCUCCGGCGGAAGCUGAAACUGGUCUUUACCUCUGGAUUGGCAUCAGCAACGGUACCAGCGGGCUCAUCCAAGCCGGUGUCGAUCAAGACGCGGACAAUUCUUACUGUGGCGCUUCCGCUACAGAGUGGUGCCUCAGUGCGAGUUAUUUCGGUAUCGGUGGACAAUUCGAUGGACCCUAUGUCGCCGUUAGUGGGAGCACUGAAAUAGGCAUCGCCUACACACUCAGCGGGCAAACCUGGACUCAAACUGUCACUGUAGCUGGCAAAGUUGUCUCAACACUGACUAGCGAGGACGGACCCCUUAUUGAAGGCGGAUGGGGAACCGGGACUGAAUGUCAACAGAACUGCAAAGGAACCGCCAGUGUGCAGCAAUACCUGAACUCCGUGAUUUACCUCUCUGAACCCGACGAAAACUUCCCAAAUACACUCGGUGUCGGUGCAGGAGUUGUGCAUACUCCCAUGGAGACGACAGACGGCGGUCAAACCUGGACCAUUGCAUCUAUCACACUUCCAGUCUACACGGCGCCUCCUGGUAACGACAACUGA